Molecule: messenger RNA, 231 nt
Organism: Clunio marinus
Lineage: Eukaryota; Metazoa; Arthropoda; Insecta; Diptera; Chironomidae
Source: the annotation of a GenBank genome assembly
AUGUAUAAAGAUAUUCCAAAACUAAUUAAAUUGCUCCACUCAUACAUAUCGUCUUCCUGCAUUUGUAAAACAUUCAAACGCAAGAACAGUAAAAUAGCAUCAAGUAAGCUUAAGGCUGUGCUUUCAUAUCCCGUAUUCAAUCCAGGAUUUUGUUUGUUAUUUGCAAUUGAACGUCAUCAGUCAAUAAAUGAUAAAUAUCUUAAGGAGAACGAGGAUGAUGAUGAUAUUUGA